AUGGUACCUACAGACCCUCUGCGAACCCUUUUGCUCCCCGUCCUUGAAGCUUGCCCUUUACAAGCCGGUUCUCUGUACACCUCAUACAAGGACCUCUCGCUUUCUGUGGAAUGGCAUGACCUCCGCGCCUUCGUCCUCCCAGGCACAGAAUGGGCCGUCAUCCUAGGGCACAAGAAACGGCAGGACCCACUUCGCGUAGUCCUCCCCCUCCCACUGCACACCACCGCCCUCAAGCCCUCCAUCCUCAAACUCAUCUACUCGACGCUCGCUUCCCUCCCUUUUUCGGCUAUACCAGUGCCGGACGAUCCCCUCGUUCCUUCUAUUGAGGAAGUGCAGCGGGAAAUGGCCAGUCGGCGGGUGACAAGCGGGGACGCGGAGACGGGGGAGGGCUCAACGGAGAAGGAGAAGGACAACGGGCAGGAGGCGGCGGAGGUCAACGAGUCGAUUGACAGGGAGACGAUAUACCUCGCGAUUGUCACUUCGGACUCUACCGUCGUGUACUACAAGUUGAGCAAGGGGAUCAAGAAGCCGGCGGAUAUUCCGGAUGAGUGA
Messenger RNA from Dioszegia hungarica, 552 nucleotides. Its product is annotated as tRNA intron endonuclease. The transcript is spliced from 4 exons. The record is from RefSeq and is a predicted model, not a curated record. Gene Ontology annotation, cellular component: tRNA-intron endonuclease complex. Lineage: Eukaryota; Fungi; Basidiomycota; Tremellomycetes; Tremellales; Bulleribasidiaceae. Gene Ontology annotation, biological process: tRNA splicing, via endonucleolytic cleavage and ligation; tRNA-type intron splice site recognition and cleavage. The coding region runs from base 1 to 552 and encodes 183 amino acids. Gene Ontology annotation, molecular function: nucleic acid binding.